AUGCUGGCGCAACACCAGGUCGUUGACCUUCCGGUACUUGUUGCCACUGUGUAUGGCUUCCCAUCUGGGCCAACAUAUCCAGAUGCCAAACCUCGGACCGAGUCCCUGCUUGCUUGCCUGACCAAGGAGCUUGUUCAUGGUCGCUCUGGCUUCAGGGUAAUUGCGGGUGAUUUCAAUCAGGACGAGAAUGCUUUAGAGCAAAUCCAGGUCUGGAGAAGCCUAGGUUGGGUUGAGAUUCAAACCCUGGCUGCUUCGCGGUGGGGUCAUCUUGAAGUGAACACUUGCAAAAACGCUACCAAGCGUGACAUGAUCUAUGUCUCCCCUGAAGCGGCAGCAUUUGCGUCAGCUGUGCAGAUCACACAGGUCUUCGCAGACCAUGAUACAGUUGUCGCCUCUUUCAGUGUUCCUGACUCGGCAGGCUAUGAGUUGCGCUGGCCACUGCCAGCAGAACUUCCGUGGGAAGACAUUGAUAUCACAGGCUGGCGCCAGGCCCCAUUCCCACCAGUCCAGAAGAGCAAUAAUUCCACGGUGUGGAUGCAAACAUUUGCCCGUACAUAUGAAUCAAGCCUGAAUGGCUUCGUUGAAGGUCGCCCCGGCCGACAGGUGCCCUCAGCAUGCCGCGGACGGUCCAAACGCACUAAGCCUGACUGCCGGACUGCCACUUCUGCGCUGGUUCGAGCAAGUCGUCCGGGGGAAGAGGUGCUGUGUCAUGAUUUCAUCAGCCAAGAGCUCAAGCGAUGGUUCGCGCAACUGCGCAGACUUCAAAGUUUGUGUCACGCAAUACAGGCCAACAGCCAAACUCCAGGGGCACUGGAGUAUAGAGCUUCGUUGUGGAGAGCAAUUUCCUCCGCCAAAGGGUUCCAACACGGCUUCUGCGCCUGGUGGAUGCGCCGGCCGAUUCAGUUGCAAGGUAGCCCUCCGAGCAUUCCCCUAGGUCUCCCGGGGCUAGACACGGCCUCUGCAAUUUUUCAAGACUUUCGGGAAAACUUUCGCCGUUUUGAAUCCUGGAGCAUCGGCAAGCGGGCACAAGUUCUGGACGCGAAGUACCAGCAAUCCCUAGAACUGCUCUACAAGGACCUACAUAAACCCGCUGCCCCUCAGGUCGACACUCUUGUAAUCCAUCGUGAGUACGCCAUUUUGGCGUUUGAGCCAGAAACCAGACAGGUGCAUGUGGAUCCUCCUUUGGACCUUCGUGGUUCCUCUACCUGGCAAGUUGAUGGCCACGUGUUACGGCUUGAACGGGUCACUGAUGAAGUUUGCACCUUGUCUGGUGAAUGUCCACUGCAUGAGGAUUCCGAGCUUUUGCAGGCCCAAACUUUGGCAGAUGUCUCGGAUAUUCAUGAUGAAUUCGUUUCUCUAUGGGCCCCACGAUGGCAGAAACAUGCUAGUUGUAGUGAAGCGGAUUGGCGUCGGGUCCUGGCUUUUGCUGAGGCCUUCCUGCCAAGGUCCCCCUUCAACCUUCCACGCAUUUCAGUAGCACAGUGGCAACGCAGGAUUCGAAAGUUCUCUUCUCGUGCGGCGCGCGGCCCCGACGGCUGGGCGCGAACGGAUCUUUUGAACAUGCCCACUGCGGCAGUUGAGCAGCUUCUAGACAUGUUGCACUUGAUCGAGGCAGGCACGGCGGCAUGGCCGCAACAGAUCCUCGUUGGCUUUGUUCUGUCUUUGGUGAAGCCAAAUGGUUGCACUGAUGCCCAAGGCUACCGUCCAAUAUGUCUGAUCAGCAUGAUUUACCGUGCUUGGGCAGGGUUGCGGGCAAAACAGACUCUUCUGGCGCUGUCCAACCUUGUUGAUCCAGACUCCCUUGGAUUCCUUCCGAAUCGCGAGGCCACGGAGCUGUGGUUCAUUCUGCAGAGCCAGAUUGAGCUCAGCCUUCAAGGUCAAUCUCCUCUAGCAGGAUUUAGUUCGGACAUAGUUAAAGCCUUCAAUAACUUACCUCGUUUUCCACUCCUGCGCAUUGCCUCACGGAUUGGCUUUCCGCCAAACCUGAUCUCACCUUGGCGAGCUUUCCUUUCAGGCUUUUCCCGAAGGUUUAAGGUGAGGGACGCGCUGAGCCCAGGGGUCUCCAGCUCCUCUGGAUUCCCAGAAGGCGACCCACUCAGUCCCAUCGGCAUGCUGCUUGCGAACAUGGUGUUCCAUGCAUAUAUGCAGGCGCUUUGUCCAAGUGUGCGGGCUUUGAGCUACGCUGAUAACUACUCCGGCAUGGCUCCUGAGGCAUUUUCUCUCGCCCGAGGCAUCAACGCCAUGGGCGCAUGCUGCGACAUGUUGGAUUUGCAACUUGACUCCUCCAAGACAUUUGUGUGGUCAACUGAUCCUGAACAGCGUAAGGUUCUCAGGGCCAUGAAACUUAACGUUGUGGAGCACGCCAGGGAGCUUGGCGGAUAUUUGUCAUUUUGUGCCGCCACGCGCAACGCGGCAUUGGUUGCUCGCAUACACGCGUUGCAGCCUCAGUGGCAGGCCUUGGGCCGCGCCAGGUCCCCUUUAGCGUCCAAGCUAGCGAUCCUCCCCAACAAAUUCUGGGCCUUUGCCUUGCAUGGGAUUGCGGGAUGUCCUUUGGCAUCUUCCCAUUUGUCUGGCCUGCGUGCUUCUGCGGUCAAAGCGAUUCGAUCACACUCAGCUGGAUCGAGCGCCCUCCUACGUUUGAGUCUUGUUCCAUCAUGCCUGGCUGACCCAGGUUUCUAUCAGCUCAAGACCACUGUUGUCGAUGUGCGCAGGGUCCUACUCAAACAGCCUGCGUUGUUGUUGGACUGGAAGGUUUUCCAGGAUCGUUACGCUGGAGACGGUUACCAGGGUCCUUUCUCCAAGUUGGUGGUAGUGUUGGGGCAGGUGGGCUGGAGCAUCCUUGAGCCUCCGCUUCUUCAGGACCAUGAAGGCCUGGUUCACCAUUUGUUGUCCAUGCCCCAAGCCCUUUUGAUCAGGCUUUUGGAGCAUGCUUGGCUCCAAUAUGUCGCUUCGCAGCAUGUGCACCGCAAGACCAUGGUGGACUUGGACGGGCUCGAACCUUCCCUGCUUCACAUUGACCACAGCCGCCUCACUCCUCUCGAGUCGUCACGUCUUGCCGCGAUCCAGUCGGGGGCCUUCCUGUUUCCUGCCCAACAUAGGAGGUUUGAUUUGACGGUUUCAGGGUUGUGCAAGGAGUGCCAGGUUCCCGAUGAUGUCCAGCACAGGAUUUGUGAUUGUCCUCUGUAUGCACAGGCCAGGCAGCAUUGUCAAUCAGUUGUGGAACAGUGGGCAAAUUUGCCAGUGUGUCUGACGCAUCACCUCUUGGUUCCGCGCAUGCCGGAGAUGACUGCUUUCCGAGUCGCGCUCGGCAGCAUCGCCGACACCACUGCGGAAUUUUGGUCUUCCAGAACGACGCUGGGCCGGCAGAACAUUUUCACGGAUGGGACAUGCACUCAACCCGCUAUGGCAGAUUGCGCGAUUGCAGCGUGGAGCGUGGUGCAUGCUGGCACGGGUGACGUCAUUGCAUGUGGGCCCUUACACGGGCAGCUCCAGACAACUCCUCGAGCAGAAAUGACUGCCGCUAUUGCCGCACUUCGCUGGAUCAUCAGUCGGCGAGUAACAGCAACACUUUGGAUGGAUGCCUACCACAUCGCUUCCGGCAUCAAUGGUCUCAUUCAAGGUGGGCAUGUUUCGGCGCAAGCAGAAAAUGGUGAUCUGUGGCAAACGUUGUCCGCACUGGUGGAGCAGCUGGAGCCAGCGCAGGCACAGAUCCAACAUGUUCCCUCCCAUCUUGAUCCGCAUCAGUGCACUGAUGAAUUUGAGAUCUGGGUGUCUACGUGGAACCAGCAUGCUGACACCGUGGCGGCCGUUGCAAACGCAAGCAGAUCGUUGGAGUUCCUGCAGCUCCUUGAGGGCAUUGGCGAGAAGUAUGAUCGCCAGGCCAACGUGAUCCGUCAACUUCGUAGUAUGUUCUUUGCUAUCGCAGAUGUACAGCAAACUUUGCGUCCGGAGGUUGAGCCUGUUGCACCAGAUGUCGUCGAGAUAUCUUUGAGUGUCGCGGCUUUGCUUUUGGAGCAGGAUGCCAACCAUGAUCAGGUUUGCCUUGUUUCGACUUUGGAGCUCACGGUUUGGAUUGUCGGGGCUGGUGUUGCCUUUCCGGUCCAAGACCCGGUGAGCGCUGCGGAUCCUAGUUAA
This is a messenger RNA of Symbiodinium natans, 4134 nucleotides long. NCBI's taxonomy places the organism in Eukaryota, Dinophyceae, Suessiales, Symbiodiniaceae. The record is from the annotation of a GenBank genome assembly.